AUGCCGCUACGAACGGUCGCGCUGGGGGCUGCCCUGACGCCCACCGUGGUAGCAGCCUGUUUCUCCCAUUACAUCCAUCGAAAAGAACGGCAUAAAAAACCCACGGUUCAUCUCUCCUACGACGAAAGCCUCCACAUCAUCCGCGCCUUUCUCCGCUACGUAUCCAAGUACCCCGUCGAAGACCUCCAGGCCUUCAGCAGCCAAUGGGUCCCCAGUCCGCACUGGGUGAAGACAGACCCCGUCACGAUCGCCGUUGAGCAUCUCGAGUCCGCCGCAAAGGCGAUAAAUGACCAACUCGGGGAGCGAGGCAUUGCUCGGGUGGGUGGACAGGGAUGGUGGCAGUGGCGCGGGCCCGCGGGGGAGCUGAAGGGCGAAUGGAUCGAGAUGCGAGCGCAUUACCAUGAGCGUAUGGAGAGAGGCGACGAGCGAGGGAACCGCGUCAUGCUGUAUAUCCAUGGCGGAGCGUAUUUCUUUGGCUCCGUCGAGACUCAUCGCUAUCAGCUGCAGAGGCAUGCGAGGAAGCUCAGAGGGCGCGUUUUUGCACGGUAUAAAGACCAUACUGAUGUAGUAGCGGAAUAUCGACUCUCGCCUCAGUUUCCCUUCCCCUGCAGCCUGCAAGACUGUUUGGCGGCGUAUCUCUUCCUCCUGACAACGCACGAACCAAAGGAAAUCAUCUUCGCAGGUGACUCGGCAGGGGGUGGAUUAGUUUUGUCUAUGCUUGUUAUAAUCCGCGACCAAGGGUUGCCUCUACCCGCCGGAGCCAUCCUGAUCUCGCCAUGGGUCGAUCUCACUCACUCGUUCCCCAGCAUUGUGAAAGACAAUCCAUUGGACUAUAUCCCCCCAUACGGGUUCCGCCACAGGCCGUCCGAAGCCUGGCCGCCUCCAAAUGCAGACGAGAUCCUCGAGCUCAGAAGGAGCGCUACCGAACACAAAGCAAUGGAAGCAAAAGAAAUCCAGGAUGUUGCGGUGCCCAAGGAGAAAUCCAAAGCCGCAGAGACGGCCGCACGGGGCUACACGGUUCAUCACCAGGGCGUGAUGGAUGAGGAGCAGCAGCACCGACGCCCUAUUGCGGCCCCGUCGCACAAUUCGCCCACCGCGAACGUCAUCGCGGAUAAUCUCAAGGUUGUGAUCGAUGGUGAGACGGUGGAGAUCAAGGACCAGAUCCAGAUGUACGCGACGAACCAGUUGAUGUCCCAUCCGCUGGUCUCGCCGGUCCUCCAGCCCUCGCUCGGGGGACUCCCACCCUUGCAGGUCCUCAGCGGCAGCGGCGAGAUGCUACGAGACGAACAGUUCUACCUCGCCCACAAGGCGGCCAACCCCACUGCCUACCCACCGAGCGACGCCUAUCUAGACGAGAACGACCCGGACCGCGAGAUCUUGCACAAAUAUGGCCCCACGUACGUCCAGCUCCAGGUCUGGGACGACCUGUGCCACGUUGCCCCGACGCUCAGUUUCACCCGCCCGGCCAAGUACAUGUACCGCUCAAUCGCGCAGUUUGGGGCAUGGGCUUUGGCCCGCGCUCAGGACUCCGCCAUCGACAUCAUGGACGACGACGACAUCUCCGAGAUCUCGGACAGCGGGCCGGACUCGCCGGGCCCGUCCUCCUCGUCAACGGAAAUUCUGCCCAGACGCCUUUCUUUCAAGCCCGGCGCCCCCGUGGGAAGGGCCGGCGACCCCCUCCCCGCGUUCCAGAACCACAUGGUCCGGCAACGGGUCGACAAGAACGGCCACGUUUACCCUUUGCCGGUGCCCUCGUCGUGUCCUGUCCUGCAGAUCCCGCCAUCCCAAAUCGGCACCAUCAACCCGCUGCUUGUGAAGAAAUGGCUGGCUGCGAAAACCGAAUGGGACGAGAGGUAUGCCCACGACAAGCUCCGCGUACAGCGCCAUCGCCUGCGCGAACUCGAGCGCGGUCUGGAGGAGUUUGAAGGCGAACAGCCACCGCCCAGCGCGCUGGCCGCGCGCCGCGCCGCACCAGGCGUGCUCCCCAAGAUGCGUGGCAAGAAGAACUACGGCAUGAUGCUAUGGACCAACUGGGGGAGCAAGCACGACGAGAAAACCAUCGAGCGGGAACGGGCAGCCGAACGGCGGUCCGCGCGGAACAGCGUCGAUUCG
Molecule: messenger RNA, 2112 nt
Organism: Penicilliopsis zonata CBS 506.65
Lineage: Eukaryota; Fungi; Ascomycota; Eurotiomycetes; Eurotiales; Aspergillaceae
Exons: 4
Molecular function (GO): hydrolase activity
Source: RefSeq, a predicted model, not a curated record